AUGAUGUUUGCUAUUAUUACCGUAUUAUUGUUGCUCCUUUCUUUCUCCACCGCCGACAACCCCAUCACCAUCAAAUCCUUCUCACUUUUUCUUCAGCAACGCCAAUGCGUCCAACUUUGUCUUUGGCAACCAGUUACGAGCUCGAGAGAUGUGGCAGUCGGUAUCGGGUGCGCCGAACCAUGGGUUAACGAAUGCUUCUGCCAGAGGGAGCUGGCCGGCAAGGCCUCCACGUUCAUCUCCAACUGCGUAGCCAGUCGAUGCGGGAGUCCACAGGAGAUUGCUCCCUCGAGCGGCCCUGUUGCUAGUGGUUUGAGUGUUUACAACUCCUACUGCCAGGAAAACGGGCUGCCUAUACCAACCGUCGCGUCGAUCUGGAGCUUUGAUGCGUACAGUGCCCUGCCGCAGUGCGGCCGUCUGUGCUUCUGGCGUGCAAAUAGGGACACUUAUGAUUUAAUGCCACAAAUGGGGUGUGGGGAACCUUGGGACAAUGGGUGUUUGUGUGAUAGGGAGAACAACGAAGAGAGAAUAACAAGGGGGAAAGCUUUCAUGACCGAGUGUAUAGCUAGCCGGUGCGGGACAAGCCAAGAUGGAAUCUUGACUGAGGCAUUGAGGGCAUGGGGGGAUUAUUGUGGGAGUGCUGGGUUGUCGUUGGUGGCCAUCACUGAGGGAGCCACCGUUGAUUCAUCAGUGACAACCACAAGCAUCGCUGUUGGACCCUCCCAGACAGACAUCCAAACCGGAGAACCCGAAACAGGCCAAAUCUCUACUGGAGCGAUUGUUGGAAUAGUUGUGGGGGGUGUUGCAACUGUCGCUGCUGUUGUGAUCGCUGCGGCGCUGAUCAUGUACAGAAAACGGCAGAACAAGGCAAACACGGACAGAUACGGCGCGGUAGAAAACCUGUCACCUCCGCAGAAUGACAACAAUCAAGUUGGGGGGCCGAGAAUAAUGCACGAAAAACCGGCCGAGCCAGAGGUUGCAGAGGUCGCGGGCGCAAGACAUGAACUAUGGAAUCGAGAUGUGCACCGGCGCACCUUGGAGCUACCGGCAUAA
Messenger RNA from Podospora anserina S mat+, 1050 nucleotides. RefSeq lists its product as uncharacterized. The coding region runs from base 1 to 1050 and encodes 349 amino acids. The transcript is spliced from 2 exons. NCBI's taxonomy places the organism in Eukaryota, Fungi, Ascomycota, Sordariomycetes, Sordariales, Podosporaceae. The record is from RefSeq and is a predicted model, not a curated record.